AUGAAUGUUGAGAAUGUGGAACAAUGCGGUGAUUCUCUCACAAUUGAAGAAGUGGCUGAAGUUACGAACGAUGGAAAAUUGUUAUGGGAUGAGUCACUCAUUGAAAAAUUCGUGAAUAUUAUGGUGGAAGAAGUUAAGGCUAAUAAUCGUAGUGGCACAACAUUUAGUAAAAGUGGUUGGAGUAAUUUAAUCAAACAAAUGAAUGUUCACACGGGGAGAAAAUUUGGUUUAACCCAACUUCGGAAUAAGUUUAAUGGUUUGAGGAAAAUUUAUACUGAGUUUAAGAAAUUAUUAUCGGAGACUGGCGUGGGAUAUAACCAUGAGACGGGCAUGGUUAUAGUUGAGGAAGAGAGAUGGGACAGGUUGUGCAAGGUUGUUACGAAUGCAAAUAAGUAUAAAAAGUAUGGAUGUAAGCAUUUUGACAAGAUGUUGACUAUAUUUGGGGACACAUAUGUAAGAGGGAUGCAUGCCCACCCAUCCACUACAGCACCACCCACAAUCAUUUUGCCCACUCCCAAUGAUGACGAUGAUGAGGAAGAGGGUUGUGAGGUCAGUCCCCUACCUUUACGUAAAGGUAAGAAAGCCAAAAGAGAUGUUUUAUCUCCUGGUAUAGCUGCACUCUUGUUAAACAUGAAUGAGAAUUCUGAGAGGAGAGCUGAGAGAAUGGAAGCUGCAAUAGAGAAAGCAGCUAAAGCAUCUUCUACUUCUACUCGUGUAUCUUCAUGUGAGAAAGGAGAUGAUGAAGUUCUCUCUCCCUCAAAAAGGAUAGAGAUUAUGAAAUGUUUGACGCCUCCAUGCUCCAUUUACAAAAAAUACCUAGAAUUGAGAUGGCCCAAUUCGCUAAGGCAUUGUGUGGGAGCUAUAGAUGGAACCCACAUUCCUGCAACUCUGCCAGCAAGUACACAACUUCAAUUUCGUGGUAGAAAGGGUUAUACCACACAAAAUGUAAUGGCUGUAUGUGACUUUGACAUGAGGUUCACAUAUGUGCUAGUUGGGUGGGAAGGCUCAGCUAAUGAUUCGAGAAUCCUAAAUGAGUGUACUGAAAAUGAGGCAAUGAACUUUCCAGCUCCACCAGCAGGUAAGUAUUAUUUGGUGGACUCAGGGUAUGCCAAUAAGCCUGGUUAUUUGGCUCCAUUUUGA
This is a messenger RNA of Cornus florida, 1140 nucleotides long. RefSeq lists its product as uncharacterized. Lineage: Eukaryota; Viridiplantae; Streptophyta; Magnoliopsida; Cornales; Cornaceae. The transcript is spliced from 4 exons. The record is from RefSeq and is a predicted model, not a curated record. The coding region runs from base 1 to 1140 and encodes 379 amino acids.